CUUGGUGAGUUGGUGUUUCCUUUGAUUGUAAUCGAACUCUGAGAAAAGCAGUGGGAAAAAACAACGAACCACUCUUGGUGUGUAAAUGUGUAUCUGAAGCUAAACAAAGCUCUCAAUCCAUCUAGUAUUCUUUUCAUUCGAUCUUCUUCUUCAUUUUCAUCUUCAUCUUCAUCUUCAUCUUCAGUUGUUGUUCCAUUUCAAAGAGGUAGAUAGAGGAGAGAGAAAUGAAAGCAGCACAAACAUGGUUUACUGGCACCGACGAAUCGGCGCAAACUUCAACGAAACCAUCGACAUCCUCCUUGUUAGCUGAUUGGAACUCUUACGCUGCUACUCAAGAUUCUCAAACUUCCGCCGAUUUCUCUUCCACUUUAGGUUUCGAUAUUGAAUCCGCCGUCAGAUCCGCCAACGACACCGUUUCUGGCACUUUCGGCGUGGUUUCUAAAGGGGUGAGAGAGUUGCCAGGGAACCUGCAGACUGCCACUAGUAAUGUACCCACAGGAAAAGCUCUUAUGUAUUUUGGUUUACUACUAGCAAGUGGGGUAUUCUUUGUCUUCAUAGCUUUCACCAUGUUCCUUCCGGUGAUGGUACUGAUGCCUCAAAAGUUUGCUAUAUGCUUCACCCUUGGGUGUGGGUUCAUCGUCGGGUCAUUUUUCGCACUGAGGGGCCCAUCUAAUCAGCUAGCUCAUAUGUCUUCGAAAGAGAGACUUCCCUUCUCAUUGGCAAUACUUGGUUGUAUGUUUGGUACAAUCUAUGUGUCCAUGGUGAUGCACAGCUACAUUCUAUCUGUUCUUUUCUCUGUGCUACAGGUAUUUGCGCUGACAUACUACGCUAUUUCUUACUUUCCUGGCGGAUCUACUGGGAUGAAAUUUCUCACUUCUGCUCUGACUUCAUCAGUAACUAGAUUAUUUGGGAGGUGACAUUCCUCAAGUUGCCUGCUUGUGUAAUUGUGGAAAUGCUUUUUUCUCCUAAUCAAACUCCUUGAUUCUGCUUGGUAAUUGGAGAACGGUAUAUUUUGAGGAUUUUUUCUUUACAAUUUUUUUCUUUUAAUCUUUUACUGUGUAGCGCUUAUUCCCCAGUUAAUAGUGAGCUAAAAUUCUUUUGCA
Beta vulgaris subsp. vulgaris (sugar beet) is the source of this 1103-nucleotide messenger RNA. Its product is annotated as protein transport protein SFT2. Bases 225 to 917 code for a protein of 230 amino acids. Lineage: Eukaryota; Viridiplantae; Streptophyta; Magnoliopsida; Caryophyllales; Amaranthaceae. Gene Ontology annotation, cellular component: membrane. The transcript is spliced from 4 exons. The record is from RefSeq and is a predicted model, not a curated record. Gene Ontology annotation, biological process: vesicle-mediated transport.